GGAAGGUGGUGGAGGUGGUGGAAGUAUCCUAUCUCAGCCUUUGCGGCAUGACGACUUGAAGGAGAUGCUUGACAGCAACAAAGACUCCCUGAAGCUGGAGGCAAUGAAGCGGAUUGUAGCUAUGAUCGCCCGCGGUAAAAACACAUCAGAUCUCUUCCCUGCUGUGGUGAAAAAUGUGGCCUGUAAAAACAUUGAGGUAAAGAAGCUGGUCUAUGUUUACUUGGUGCGUUAUGCCGAGGAGCAGCAGGAUCUCGCUCUGCUCUCCAUUUCUACCUUUCAGCGAGGGUUGAAGGAUCCAAACCAGCUGAUCAGAGCCAGCGCUCUGCGAGUCCUCUCCAGCAUCCGAGUCACCAUCAUCGUCCCUAUAAUGAUGUUGGCCAUCAAAGAAGCUGCUUCCGAUAUGUCUCCAUACGUCAGGAAGACGGCUGCUCACGCAAUUCCUAAACUCUACAGUUUGGAUCCAGAACAGAAGGACCAGCUGAUUGAAGUCAUCGAGAAACUCCUCGCCGACAAAACUACGUUGGUGGCAGGAAGUGUUGUCAUGGCUUUUGAGGAGGUGUGUCCAGAACGCAUUGACCUGAUCCACAAGAACUACAGGAAGUUGUGUAACCUUCUGAUCGACGUAGAGGAGUGGGGGCAGGUCGUCAUCAUCAACAUGCUGACCCGCUACGCCAGGACCCAGUUCCUCAACCCAAACAUGAACGAGUCCCUGCUGGAGGAGGGAAGCAACAAGACCUUCUACGGCUCGGAUGAAGAUGAGGAUGAGGAGGAGGAGGAGGAGGAGAAAGAUAAGAAGGCAGAGGCUCCUGCCGUGGCCAAGAGGAAGCCGUACGUCAUGGAUCCAGACCACCGGCUGCUGCUGAGAAACACCAAGCCGCUCCUGCAGAGCCGCAAUGCAGCUGUUGUGAUGGCUGUGGCUCAGCUGUAUUUCCAUCUGGCCCCUAAAGCAGAGGUUGGGGUAAUCGCCAAGGCCCUGGUCCGUCUCCUGAGGAGCCACAGUGAAGUCCAGUAUGUUGUUCUUCAGAACGUGGCAACAAUGUCAAUUAAGAGAAGGGGGAUGUUUGAACCGUACCUGAAGAGUUUCUACAUCCGCUCGACAGACCCAACCCAAAUAAAAGUCCUUAAGCUGGAGGUUCUCACCAAUCUGGCCAAUGAGACGAACAUUUCCACCAUUCUCAGAGAGUUCCAGACGUACAUUAAAAGCAUGGAUAAAGACUUUGUGGCCGCCACGAUCCAAGCCAUUGGCCGAUGCGCUACCAACAUCGGCGAGGUGAGGGACACGUGUCUGAACGGCCUGGUACAGCUGCUGUCCAACCGAGACGAGUUGGUCGUAGCCGAGUCGGUGGUGGUUAUUAAGAAGCUGCUGCAGAUGCAACCGGAGAAGCACAGCGACAUCAUAAAGCACAUGGCAAAACUAACAGACAACAUCCAGGUGCCGAUGGCGCGGGCUAGUAUCCUGUGGCUGAUUGGAGAAUACUGUGAGCAUGUACCGAAGAUUGCCCCGGAUGUUCUGAGGAAGAUGGCCAAAUCGUUCACUAACGAAGAGGACAUUGUCAAGCUACAAAUCAUCAAUUUGGCUGCCAAGCUCUAUUUAACCAACUCCAAACAGACCAAACUGUUGACGCAGUAUGUUCUGAACUUGGCGAAGUACGACCAGAACUAUGAUAUCCGUGAUAGGGCGCGCUUCAUUCGCCAGCUCAUUGUGCCCACCGAGAAGAGCGGAGCUCUCAGCAAGUACGCUAAAAAACUGUUCCUCGCCCUCAAACCUGCACCAGUCCUCGAGUCUCCAUUUAAAGACCGAGACCACUUCCAGUUGGGUUCAUUGUCCCACUUGCUGAAUGCCAAGGCUGGCGGCUACCAGGAGUUGCCUGACUGGCCUGAAGCCGCCCCAGACCCCUCCGUGCGCAACGUGGAGGUGAAGGAUUCUGUGCCUGAAUGGACCAAAUGCAGCAGCCGAGAGAAGAGGAAGGAAAAGAAAGUGGAGAAGCCGUUCUACUCUGACUCGGAGGGCGAGUCUGGACCGACGGAGUCAGCUGAUAGUGAAUCUGACUCUGCCAGCGGCUCGGAGAGUGGCAGCGGCAUCGAGGAGAGCGGGUCGGGAUCAGAAAGCGAAGAAAGCGAGGAAGGCUCUGAGUCUGAGGAAGAGGAGGAGGAAGAGAAGGAAAAGGACAAGAAGAAGAAAAAGAAAGAAUUAAAGACGCCAGUGCAAGAAAGCGAAAGCGAGCAGAGUAGUGAAGAAGAAGAGAGGAAGCACGAGAGGAAGAGUAAACAACGUAAGAGCGAGUCAGAGUCUGAAUCGGACGAGGAGGAGGAGAGCGAGUCUGAAAGCAGCCAAUCGGAGUCUGAAGACUCGGAGUCUGAAGCAGAAGUCAAAAAGAAGAAAAAGGUAUUGAAAAAAACCACAUUUUAA
Messenger RNA from Perca flavescens (yellow perch), 2410 nucleotides. RefSeq names its product AP-3 complex subunit beta-2. NCBI's taxonomy places the organism in Eukaryota, Metazoa, Chordata, Actinopteri, Perciformes, Percidae. The transcript has 20 exons. Gene Ontology annotation, cellular component: membrane coat. Gene Ontology annotation, molecular function: clathrin binding. The coding region runs from base 65 to 2410 and encodes 781 amino acids. Gene Ontology annotation, biological process: vesicle-mediated transport; intracellular protein transport. The record is from RefSeq and is a predicted model, not a curated record.